Parnassius mnemosyne (clouded apollo) is the source of this 2307-nucleotide messenger RNA. NCBI's taxonomy places the organism in Eukaryota, Metazoa, Arthropoda, Insecta, Lepidoptera, Papilionidae. The record is from the annotation of a GenBank genome assembly.
GCAGUGACGACACUUUGUCGUGACAGUGGGAACGGCAAGCACGACAGUCGUAAAACGAUAAAAUCGUGGACGGCAACUUUAUGUAGACGAACACGUGUUUUCCCUUCCCUCUCGCACCCGCGCGCCCCUCGCGUCUGUACUCGGUUUGCUUUGUGCGUGUUAGAACUUGUCAGACUCCUGUGCAUGGUGGACGUAUAACAAUGGCUAAUAAUAUAACACCGGAAGUUUUAAUUCCACUUGUGGAACAAAGGGCUGUCCUUUGGGACAAAACUUUAGACAUUUAUAAAGACAAAGGUUUGAAAUUAGCCGCGUGGAGAGAAAUUUGUUGCGUUUUUGAACCUAAUUUUGACAAGUUGGAGGAAAAGGAAAGAAAAGAUUUCGGUAAGUUUCUGAAACUUUUUAUUUAUUAUGAUACAUGUGCUGUAAUGUUUUGCCAAGGUACGGAGCCUAUUUCAGAUACAAAAUAGUCGGAAAAUUGUAAGCGCACUGCGUUUCCACCACCUUCGUUUGAACGCAGCUGUGUUGCAGGCAUGUUUACCAGGGGCAUAACGGCUGGGGUAUUCUCCAAGUAUAUAGUGUCUUUUUUUAUUAAAAAAUUAUGUAAUACCGUACAAGCCUUUACAACUUCAAUAGCUGUUUCUGCACAUACAUCCAAUGGUCUAUGCAAGAUCCUCCAUUUAUUGGAUAAGAUACCAAAAGUGCAUUCAACAUAUCUUCUCGCGCGGCUUAGACGGUAAUUAAAUAUAUUUUUCUUAUUGUCUAAAUGAGUACCGCCAUAAGGUCGCAAUAAAUUUUGUGACAAUGUAAAGGCUUCGUCUUCAACAAAUACAUAUGGUAUUUCUUCUUGCAUAUUUUCGUGUAAUGGCGUGGGUCUUGGUAUAUUUAAAGUACCAUCAUUUAGUUUCUUCCAAAAAUUGGAUUGUUUUAGGAUAGAUGAAUCACACUCUUUUCCGUAUGAACCAAUACUAACGUAAAUGAAACGGUAUUCUGAAUCAACAAUUGCAAAUAAAAUAAAAGAAAAAUAAUCCUUAUAGUUAAAAAACAUAGAACCACUAUUUAUUGGCUUUGUAAUCCUUAUGUGCUUGCCGUCCAGCGCACCGAGGCAAUGAAGAAAAUUUGCUUUCGUUUUAAAAGCUUCAGCGAUCGCUUUCCAUUCUUCUUCGGUAUUGGGCAACUUUAAAUAUUCUGCACUUAAUACGCUCCAAAUAACAGAACACGUUUCUUUGAUUAUUUUGCUGAUGGUUGACAUUCCCACUCUAAAAUUAUAAUGCAGUUGUUUAAACGAACAUCCCGACGCCAAAUAUCUGUAAAUAAAUACAACAGCUAUUAUAAUACUCUUUUAUUCGAGGACCAAUGCCCUAACAUUAUAAUUAUAUAUAAACAUAUAAUCAGUCUAAUACGUAGUCCCUUACUUGUUCACGGAAACAUCCGGGGAUACUAGUGGAAAAACUCGAUCUUAGUAUAGUUUUUUAAACUCUGAAAAACGUGCAGAUGUUUGCGUGAACAAUAAUUUGAGUACGUAUUAGACUGAUUAUAUGUUAAUACAUAUAAUGUUAAAUCUAUACACAAACAAAUUUUAAUUUUAAGUCUAUUUUACUUUUACAGCUACACAGAUAUCUACAAAGUGGACACAUAUUCGAGAUGCAUUUAUGAGAUCCCUGAAAAAUGAAAAAGAAAAAAAGCGAUCUGGUGCAGGCGCAAAAACUACUAGGCCGUAUGUUUAUAAGAAUCAGCUGUCUUUUUUAUUAAAAGUUACUGAGCCCCGUAUGACCUCUGAUUCAUCUAAUGAGCCUAAUAAUUCUAUCUCUGAUACAUUAAGUGAUGCAGCACCUUCUACUCAAAAGAAAACUAAGACUGACACAUUAGAUGAUAAAAUGUCACAAUUUCUAGAUUAUAAAUUAAAUAAUCAAGAACACCCACAUGUGUCCUUUAUUAUAGGAAUUUUACCAUCUUUGGCAUCAUUCGACAAUGAUGACAAUUUUGAAUUCCAAACGGGUAUUAUGCAACUGAUUGAAAAAAUUAAAAAGAAACGCCUUCGUAAUAAUUUAUAUGAUACUUAUGCAAACUAUGGUGACUACCAAAACCAUUUAUCACAACCGACAGGAUAUUUUACACAAGAUCCAGGUGCAUCAACUUCGACUAGCAAUCAAGUUAUGGAACCGGCUGCAUCACCAAAUUCAGUCUAUACUAAUUUGUCUGAUAGCACACAAGAUUCUUUUAAUUUUGACAAUAUAUAAUUUAAAGAUGUCUUUACUUAUAAAACGUGUAACUCUAAAAUAAAUCUCUAAAUAAAUAAAUGUAUACAUU